Messenger RNA from Hydra vulgaris (swiftwater hydra), 3252 nucleotides. The record is from RefSeq and is a predicted model, not a curated record. Lineage: Eukaryota; Metazoa; Cnidaria; Hydrozoa; Anthoathecata; Hydridae.
AUUCCAUGAUUGACCAAGAAUGUCUUUUAAUAAAAUGUGAAGAAUGGAAAAAAUGUGAUCCGUCUGUCAAAGUGUUUCUUAGACCAAACUGUAGUGGCGAAGAUGGUGGUUGCCGUGUUCUUAUAUGUGAUUUCCAUAGAGAGCAGGCAUGGCAUCGCUGUAUUGUCAAAAAAAUAAACAACUGCUCAGAAUUUAAAGACCCAAUAAUUUCAAUGCUACGAAAUAUUGCAUGGGCACAAAAUGAAAAGAUGGCAGAUGCAGCAAUAGUUAAGCUAAAAUGUUCCAACUUUUGGUUAGACAACAAAUAUCAUAAAUUUAAGAAAUAUAUUACUAAUUAUUGGUUACAAAUUAAAGAAAAAUGGAUAUGGGGGUAUCGUCAGGAUAGAUUUUUAGUAAACCUUAAUACCAACAAUGGAAUUGAAAGGCAACAUGAAUCUUUUAAAUAUUCUUAUCUUCAAAGACAUAAAAAUUCAUCAAUUACUGGAAUGCUUACUCUUUUAAUAGAAGAGUUUUUUGCAGAUUAAUUUGAGAAGUAUUCAGAAUCUAAUUACAAAAUGGAUUGUCGAUUUAAACAAUAUAAUUCUAAUGUACCUGAAUACUUGAAAAAUAGGCAUCACACCAUUUUAUUAAACAUUGUUUAGCGAAGCAAAAUUUGGCUAACAACACUGAUCUAAAUAAAGUGCAAAUGAAAGAUCCUGGUGUAUUUGUAGUCAAUAGCUUUUCUAUUGCAAACAAAAAUUACCUUGUUAACUUUGGCGAUGAGAAGAACAUGCCAAAAUGUUCAUGUAAUGAUUGGUUUAAAUCUUCCUAUCUAUGCAAACACUUUUUUAUAAUUUUUAGAAAGUACCCACUAACAUGGGGAUGGGAGUCUAUAUCCUCUUUAUAUAGAAGUUCUCCAUUUUUAAAUAUUGACACAUUCACUAAUGAUUUUGUAUAAAGUAAAUCAAAUAUAAUCAAGUGUAACCAUGUGAAUCAUAAUAGUUUCAACUUAAUUAAUGACACUAUUUGCAGUACAACAACGAUAAAUCCAUAUAAAGAUAGUACAAGAAAAAGAGGUUCUACAGCCUCUGAAGUCUGCAAAAUGCUAGCAACCAUAAAAAAUUUAACAUUUGAUUUUGAUGAAUCAUCAGAAGAACUAUCUGAUCUACAUGAAACACUUUUAAAUGUACUUAAAAAGCUUUAUCAAGCAAGAAAAAAAGAGAAAGGUCUACCAUUAAGCUCAGGUUAUGGUAUGCAUGAAUAUGUACACAAAAAACAAAAAAAUAUAGUUGAUUUACCUGUUGUUAAAAAAAAUUUGUAUUCCAAUCGUGUGGGUGAAAAAAAAGAAAAGUUGAUGGUAGCCUCUAUAAUAAAAAUUGAAAGUAAUUUUUAUGAAGCACCAGUGUAGGAAUCAAUUAUCACUGAAGAUCAAAUAACUGGUGAUAAAACUUUUCAAACAAAUUCUUUUACAAAUGAUUAUUUAGGAAAAUCAGUUUUAUUUGAAAGAAAUUAUUCUUUACUUUCACAAGAAGAUUUUGAAGACAUUUCGAAAAAUCGAAUGUUAUCUGAUACAGUUAUUAAAUGUUUUCAAGAUAUGUUAAAGAAAGCUAACCCUUAUGCAAAUGGACUUCAAGAUCCCAUAUUGGGUCAAUUAUUAAAGUUUGAUGUUAUUGGUUCUUUACCAUUUGUACAAAUUAUAUAUAACGGGGAUUACCAUUGGCUUGCCAUCAGUACAUAUGGUUGUUCAUAUGGUGAAAUAAAUGUGCUUGAUAGUAACUUUCAUGGGUGUUUAAGCCUUGAAACACAAAAACAAAUAUGUGCCCUUUUAAAGUACAAAAAAGAUGAGAUUACAGUAAAAGUGCUUUCAGUACAGCAACAAGAUGGUGGUAUUGAUUGUGGUUUGUUUUCAAUAGUCUUUAUUGAAUUUAUUUUAUCACAAAACAGGUAUCCUAUAGAAGAUAUUUGGUUUGAUCAAACAAAGUUAAGAAAUCAUGCCCUUUCCUGUUUAAUAAAUAAUUUAAUAACUCCUUUUCCACUUACAAAUAAUGCAAGCCGUAGAUGCUCUCCAAAGGAAUUUAAAUUAAAACUGUACUGUUCUUGCAGGAUGAUUUGGAUUCCAUCAGAUAGAAUAAUUUGUGGAAGGUUUUGUAUUGCAUGUUUUAUGUUUGUUAUGGAGUGUACAUAUAAUGCCUGGCUAGUAAGUGACCGGGUCCCCGGUCCCGGCUAAAAACAGAGGUUUUUUGCAAACCCGGCCCCGGCUAAACAAACAAAAUUUGCAGAGGUUACUAGCUGGGGCUAACAAAUAUAAAUUCAACUAUUUUCUAGUAUUUAUCAAUUUCUUUACAUUUAAAUACUUGAAUAGCUCAACUAUGUAAUUCUAAUGAUUAAAAUUACAAUUAAAAAGUUACUUACAUUUUAAAUGUAAAUGCAAUUUUACAAUAAAUUUAUCUUCUGAAAUUUAUUUUAGGAUAUUUUUGCCCCGGUCACAUAUUAACCCUGGUCGCUUACUAUGCCUGGCUGUUUUGGUUGUAGCUGUGGCUUUGUUUAAUUUAAUUAACUCAGAGGUGUACACUGGAUUUUUAGAUAAAUAAGUUUUGGCACUUAUAGACAUUGCAAACUUUAACUUUUGUAUGUUCACGCUUAUGUCAAAUAAGAAUGUUUAGCAAAGAGUUGUGGUGAUUGGCGUUUGGGAACAAAAAACCUCUAAUGGGCCUACCCAGCCAAUGUGGGAGCAAUGAGUUAGUAAAAUAUUUUCUUUACUAUUUUUAUCUAAAUUUAUAUCCAUUAACAAAUUUCAAAUUUCAUGCAAUAACAUCUUUUUAUGACCCUGCAAAUUUUACAGCCCCCUCAAAUUAUGGGCGGUUAAAACUUUAUAUAGUUAUAAUUUUAGAAAAAUUAGAGAUUAUUGCACAAUGAAUAUAAAUUUAGAUUAAAAUAGUAGAGAAAAUAUUUUAUAAACUCAUUGCUCUCACGUUAAGGACUGGGUAGGCCCCAAAAAAUAAAAAAUUUCUGUUUCCAAGCUCCAAUCAACACAAUUCUUUGCAAAACAUUCUCAUUUGACAUAGGUAUGAAUAUGAAAAAGUUUGUAGUUUGCACAAUGCCUGUAAGUGACAAAGCUCAUACAUCUAAAAAUCCAGUAAAAAUCUGUAGCUAUAUAUAUAUGUGUGUGUAUGUGUGUGUGUGUGUGUGUGUGUGUGUGUGUGAGUGUGUGUAUAUUAAGGCCCUGUGAAUCUGCAUUUUUAGUUUCGAAUCAAUCAGGUCUUGAUUUACGAA